This is a messenger RNA of Parus major (Great Tit), 3687 nucleotides long. It is a transcript of the gene FBXW2, whose product is annotated as F-box and WD repeat domain containing 2. Gene Ontology annotation, molecular function: protein binding. The transcript is spliced from 6 exons. The record is from RefSeq and is a predicted model, not a curated record. Bases 1506 to 2870 code for a protein of 454 amino acids. Lineage: Eukaryota; Metazoa; Chordata; Aves; Passeriformes; Paridae.
GGGGAGCGGAUGGGGCUGGCUGCAUAACACCUGGAAAAGAGGCUCGAGCACCGGUUUCAGCAGCCUCACAGCAGCCCCUAAUUUCAGUAGUAUUUUCAUGUAUUGAACACAACAAACGCCUUGGGGCUUACGGAGUUCUUAUUCGUAGCCGCCCUAUUAGAAUUUUUCACUUAUUUUAAAGAGAACACAUGCCUGUUUGAACAGCAACUAUAUUCACUGUCGUAUGUGUUGAGGAAAGCUGGUAAGUUCUGUCUCCAGUAAAAGCUACUGUAAUGAACUUGUGACUUAACCGGAGCAGCUGCUUUUGUGCAUUUGACAUCCAGAAUCUUCUUGUGUGUUUCACCAACAAUUGCAUGCCAUAUGCAGCCUUUUACAGAGACGACUGUACUUUUUUGUACUCCUAUGUACUCUUAAGAGGUGUACUCUGAGAUCUUAUUCUAUGAUGGCAAAAUGUCUGUAUGGAAAUAAACAUACUAUUGAGUCCCACUCAGGUACCUCAAUUCUUAAAGUUUGGGAGUGCUGUGAAAUUAAGACAGUCGUCUAAUGAAUUAGACUUUCCAGAGAAAAUAAAUAAAUACUAUUUUUUAACUGUUUGUUAAAUUUUGUUUUAUUUUAACUGUUACAUUGUUUGACUGUUGUAAAUUUUAACUGUUUUUUAAAUUUGAUAAACAUUUGUUAGAUGUUUAUGUUGUUAAUCAGUAGUCCCAGGGCACUGGAGGAACUUGAGAUGUCAUAGGAUAGUAUAGGUGCAUAUAGAUAGAUGUAGUUCAGGAGGUGGUAUUCAAUUUCACAGUUAAGUCUCAGUGGAAAUAAACUGAGAAAAUAGGAAAGGGGAAAAAAACAAAAGAGGACUUUUUUAUGCAUUUAGGUCAAAGUGGUGCAGACACAUCAAAACUGGUGCACAAGCUCAGGUCUUUACAUGGGCCAAAAAGAAAGAUGACUAACGUAUUCUCCAGCACAGUGUGUCAGACAUCUCUUUAUAAUUUAUUUUUUUUAAAAAAAACUAACUAGUUACCUGCUUUGUAUUUAAGAUAGUUCAGGACAAAGAUAUGAGUAAAUUAUGUUAGUAACUAGCUUAUCACUGCUUAUGUGCUUUGGUUUUUUCCUUUUAUCAGAAUUAUCCAUGGGUAAACUCUAAGACUGUGUUUAUUUGCUGUAAUAGGUUUAAAACUUAAAUUAACCCCUACCUUAUUGGACUCAGAAUCUGAAAGUGUUAAUCUAAAACAAGAAAUAUGUAAACAUUCAUAAUGAAUGCUAACAUUCACUAGCUACGUGCAAUUUACUUGUAAGUCUGCUGUAGGACAAAUGAUAGUUCAGGGUGCAUGCAAAUGCUUAGUCCUAACCUAAAGAAUAUUUUAAAGUGCGUUUAGUCACUUAAAUCUAUGUGUUAACAUGCCAUUUGGAAUACUUAUGUACCAGUAAUAAAGAUGUGAUUCAUACCUUAUUUUCUGAACGGAACUAAUACAGUAUUUUGAUGUAUCACAGGUAAAUUUUUCCAUAACCUUAUGGAGAAAAAGGACUUUGAAGCAUGGCUUGAUAACAUUUCUAUUGCAUUUCUUUCUCUGACGGACUUGCAGAAAAAUGAAACUCUGGAUCACCUGAUUAGCUUGAGUGGAGCAGUCCAGCUCAGGCACCUCUCCAAUAAUCUAGAGAUUCUCCUCAAGAGGGACUUCCUCAAACUUCUUCCAUUGGAACUUAGUUUUUAUCUGUUAAAAUGGCUUGAUCCGCAGACCUUACUCACGUGUUGCCUCGUCUCUAAGCAGUGGAACAAGGUUAUAAGUGCCUGUACAGAGGUGUGGCAGACUGCUUGUAAGAAUUUGGGUUGGCAGAUAGACGACUCUGUUCAGGAUCCUCUACAUUGGAAGAAGGUUUACCUAAAAGCUAUUUUAAGGAUGAAGCAACUGAAGGACCACGAAGCCUUUGAGACAUCCUCUUUAAUUGGACACAGUGCCAGAGUAUAUGCACUUUACUAUAAAGAUGGACUUCUGUGUACAGGAUCAGAUGACUUGUCUGCAAAACUGUGGGAUGUAAGCACAGGUCAGUGCAUAUACGGUAUCCAGACACACACUUGUGCUGCAGUGAAGUUUGAUGAACAAAAGCUUGUAACAGGAUCUUUCGAUAACACAGUAGCCUGUUGGGAAUGGAGCUCUGGGGCAAAGACGCAGCAUUUUAGAGGACAUACUGGUGCAGUUUUUAGUGUGGAUUACAAUGAUGAACUUGAUAUUCUGGUCAGUGGCUCUGCAGACUUCACUGUGAAAGUAUGGGCCUUAUCAACAGGAACGUGCCUGAAUACCCUUACUGGACACACAGAAUGGGUCACUAAGGUCGUUUUGCAGAAGUGCAAAGUCAAAUCACUUAUGCAUAGUCCUGGGGAUUAUAUUCUCCUAAGUGCAGAUAAGUAUGAAAUCAAGAUUUGGCCUAUUGGAAGGGAAAUAAACUGCAAGUGCUUAAGAACACUGUCUGUUUCUGAAGACCGAAGCAUCUCCCUACAGCCCAGACUGCACUUUGAUGGUAAAUACAUAGUGUGCAGUUCAGCACUAGGAUUAUACCAGUGGGACUUUGCCAGCUAUGAUAUUCUCAGGGUUAUCAAACCUCCAGACUUCUCAAAUGUGUCGUUGCUGGGCUUUGGAGAGAUAUUUGCUCUACUGUUUGACAACAGAUACCUGUAUAUAAUGGACUUGAGGACAGAAAAACUGAUAAGCCGCUGGCCUUUGCCAGAAUAUAGAAAGUCAAAGAGAGGUUCAAGCUUUUUGGCUGGUGAAAUGUCUUGGUUAAAUGGACUAAAUGGCCAAAAUGAUACGGGCUUGGUUUUUGCCACCAGUAUGCCAGACCAUAGUAUCCAUUUGGUGUUAUGGAAAGAACAUGGCUGAAAAGCUCACACAUACAGAAUCUUCAGGAAUAUAUGGCCUAUCGGCAGUGUGUCCGUAAAACAAGACUUUGCAUGAACCAAAGUUGCACACCCAAUGGUAUCAUCAUGCAAUGCACAAUCAUUUACUUUUAUUUGGGCAUUUGGGAGUGGGUUGUUUUGGACAUAAUGCAAUGCAGCAUGCUAACAGUAUUCACCACAAAUUUUUGUCUAUAUUCAUGUUUAAAUAUACCUAUUUGGGCUCUGAAGUAUAGCUUGUAAUGUUUAAACCAUUCAAAUCUGCUAUCAAGUCUGAAAUCAAGUUGUGCUUGACCUGACUUUGGACCUUUUUUUUGUUGUUGAAACAGAAGGUGAAGCUAGUAUUUUAGAACCAUAGGCUUUUGUACGUGUAACAGCAAAUAGUGGUUACAGUGCAUGGCUGCUUAACAAAAAUGAGAAAAUAGCAAACCCUUUCUCUCUCCAGAAUCAUUCUCUUAAAUGUUUUUCCAUACGGUAGCUUUAAAAACCUUUGAAACAGGAGAAGUAAAUGAGUCCUUUAAAUAGGAUAAGAUACCUGAUCAUUCAAGUUCAGGAAUAUGUCAGUGUGAUCUGUCCUCAGCAAGAGUGAUGCACCUUUUCAUCUGUCUGAUAGAGCUUGUGAUUGGAGAACCUCUGACAUUCGUCAUCUUGCUAACAGUAACUCAGAAUGGCUUGAUUGGUAUUUUAUAGUCCUUAUUUCCUAGAGUUUGUGUUAAAACAUAAUUUAGUUCACAUGAAGGGGAAGGUGAUUUUCAGUCUUUACAGAGAGUCGCUUUCUUACAUUAAAUGAUGUCUACCAGCCA